Messenger RNA from Mucor velutinosus, 1470 nucleotides. RefSeq names its product Karyopherin transporter. The transcript is spliced from 2 exons. The record is from RefSeq and is a predicted model, not a curated record. Lineage: Eukaryota; Fungi; Mucoromycota; Mucoromycetes; Mucorales; Mucoraceae. The coding region runs from base 1 to 1470 and encodes 489 amino acids. Gene Ontology annotation, molecular function: oxidoreductase activity.
AUGACUUCCUUCAAGCCAAACACCCCUAACAAGCCUGAGACCUACUCCAUUAUUGUACCAGGCAUUACUCCUGACGCGGCCCUGUUAUCUGAACAAUUGCUACAAAAGAACAAUAGGGAGUUCCACAUCUUUUUCAACGAGAAAAAGUUUCACAACCAUUUGAUUCAUCAUCUGCUGGCUGCUUAUUCCUUGGGCGCAAGCAAGCAGAAGCUCCAAGAGAUCUUUGAUGAUCAUGCCAAAGAUCAGCGUCCAUUGCCUCCUUCUGUGGGCACCAUUACUCGCGAGAAUUACACCAAAUACCUCGGCCAAGCUGACGCCUACGCCAGUUUCCUCACUUUUUUCCAGUAUGAAGUGGAAAAAAACGGCUCCAUUGAUACUGUGCGUCGUUGGGUCUGGAGUGGCGAUAUGCUGGCUCGCACUGUAGGUGGCGCUUACCACCCUUUGAUUCACAUUGGUUAUGGUCUUGAGUUUGGCAUUCCAGGCAUUGUAGCUGAAGGCUUGGCCAUGGCAAGCUGUACUGAACCCCACUUUGUCAAGAUUGUACCCGAUCAGCCUCCGUUGAACACAUCUUCGAUGGUACCAGCACAGGCGCAAUCCUACGCUGAAAAUGCAACAUCUGCCGCUCGAGGCUAUGUCAACACAUUUGUCGAUCAACUCACUAAUCAAAUCUCUACGCGUUUUGGUAUAUCUGAUGAAACAACCUCCUCAGCGCAGGCGAAUCGUGAUGUCAAUGCAAACAAGAGCAGUGAUGAUGAUGAUAUCCCGGUUUUCUUGAAAGAGAAUUCCUUGUUCCAUAUCUUGAACAAAAUCAGAAAGGAUCCCGUGUUUGACAAUGUCGUUGAUUUCAAAGACCAGAACAAGAUGCAGACCUUGCUCAAAAACAAGGAGGCUUUGGACAGAAUCAACCAUUACGUAAAUCAAUGGACCGUCAACGACAAUUCAAAGGAUAUUCAGGUUAAAUUCAAGGAGCUCUACACAUGCAUCUCAUUGGCUGUGGGUUCUACUGGCCUGCGUGAUGAUCAUCCUGGCGUAUUAAAGUUGGAUUUCUUCUUGAUGCAUGCUCUCACCUCGUCCGAGUUCUUGCAUCAGUACAUUUCAAGAAUCACGCCGUCCGAAUCUGUCAGCUUAUUGCACGCUCAUCUCGCCAUCACCAUCUUUUAUUACAUCACAAGAGGCAGACCCAACUUCAAUGUCGAGGCUUUGUUGGCGUACAAGUCGCCCAGCAAUGUAGCAUCCAGCAACAACAACUGGCUCAAUGUGUUUGACAAGGCUCUUCAUUGUCAAGAGCCUCAUGUCAUCAAGACAGUCCGAUCCUGCGCCGUUGCUCAAGUCAUGUAUGGACCUCAUGAGGACAGUCGUCUGAACGCAGUCUGGCUUCAAGUAGCUCAAAUGGCAGUCGACAGGGAUGGCCAUUGGGAUUUCUCGGGACUUGGCUUUGAUCAAAACUGGGAAUCAUCUGAAAAGCACUAA